UAUUAAUUUGUCAUACUUCAAUGGAUAUAGAUGAUAUCGUAGACCACUUACAUUCUUGCAGCCUUCCUCAACCUUUGGGUAGCUUGUGGAUGAUACCGUUUUUGGUAUUCUAAUCACAUUUGGAUACUAAUUUCUUCAACACUUACAAAAAUCCUCUAUAAAAACUUAUUUCAACACACCAAUGUUACUACACAAAUAUUUUCUUCAAGAACAUCACUCUAGAGAGCUUUGUUGGCUCCAUAUACAUGGCUAAAAACACUCAAGACUUGUAUUAUCUCCCUCUACAAGAAACAAUUGUUCAUAACAACAAGACGGCCCGAGCCAUAGAGCUUGUGAAUCUUUCUCUUCUUGUCUCUGUGCUUGUUUAUCGAGUCGUUUAUUUCAAUGACCAAGAACAAUACCUCCCAUGGUUGCUAGCGUUUCUGUGUGAGUCAUGGUUUACUUUCAACUGGAUUGUUGCCGUGUGUAUUAAAUGGAAUCAAUGCACCACGAAAACAUACCCUGACCGACUCUUGAAGAGGGUAAGCGAAUCAAAGUUUCCAGCUGUGGAUAUUUUUGUCACCACUGCUGAUCCCGUCCUUGAGCCGUCUAUCAUAACAAUGAACACCGUGUUAUCUUUGUUAGCGGUAGAUUAUCCAGCCAACAAGUUAGCUCUUUAUCUGUCCGAUGAUGGUUGCUCGCCUCUUACAUUUUAUUCGCUUGUUGAGACAACUAAAUUUGCAAAACUUUGGGUCCCUUUUUGCAAAAAGUAUAACGUUCAAGUUAGAGCUCCGUUUCGAUACUUUAAUACUAAGGCCACGCCUUUGAAAAAUGAUUUGUUGGAGUUCCAACAAGAAUGGAAAAAGAUAAAGAAAGAGUAUGGAGAUCUUUACAAGAAGAUUGACCAUGCAGCUCAGAGACCGUUCCCAUGUGAUGAUGAUUCGGAUUUUGGUGUUUUCUGUGGUGUCCACCGCUCGGACCACCCAACCAUCAUUAAGGUUGUAUCGGAGAACAAAGAAGGUAGUCCAACCGAUCUACCCCAUGUAAUAUACAUCUCAAGAGAGAAGAGCCCCAAACACCAGCAUCAUUACAAAGCUGGAGCUAUGAAUGUUUUGGCUAGGGUCUCUGGAGUAAUGACAAAUGCACCUCUGAUGCUGAAUGUAGAUUGUGAUAUGUAUGCGAAUAAUCCACAAGUUUUUCUUCAUGCAAUGUGUAUGGUGUUUGGCUUCAAGGAUGAAGAUAAUUGUGCGUUUUUUCAGUUUCCUCAAGCUUUUUAUGAUGGAUUGAAGGAUGAUCCGUUUGGGAAUCAACUCGCUGAUUCUUUCUAUCUUAUAAAUGGAAUAUCAUCAAUUCAAGGGACCGUCUACGCAGGAUCAAAUUGUUUUCACAGACGAAAGGUUAUUUACGGUUCAUCUCCAAACGAUUCAACAAAAUCUGAUAACAUCAGUAAUGAAGAUCUACAUAAAAUCUUUGGAAAAUCAACUGAAUUAAAAGAGACAGCUGCUCAGAUAUUAUCAGAAACAAAUGCGAAUAUAGAAAACCGAAGCUGCCCCUCUAAUUUCAUUGAGGCUGCAACCCAUGUUGCAAGUUGUAGCUAUGAGUAUGGCACCUAUUGGGGUACACAGAUUGGUGGGCUUUAUGGAUCCGCAACGGAAGAUGUUCUAACGGGACUCAAUAUCCAUGGUAGAGGAUGGAGAUCCGCUAUUACCUCAACUGACCCACUUGCGUUUCUUGGUUGUUCGGCUACAACAUAUCCAUCUUCAUUAACACAACAAAAAAGAUGGUUCACGGGCCUUUUUGAAAUCUUAUUCACCGAUAAAAACCCGUUACUUCUUACUAUAAAAGGAAACAUUUGGUUUCGACAAGCCCUUGCUUAUUUUUAUUGUUGUUUGUGGGCAGUUCGUUCAGUUCCUGAGCUGUGUUAUGCAUCUCUUCCCGCAUAUUGUAUCAUCAAGGACUCACAUUUCUUGCCCAAAGUCAACGAACGGGCUAUUCUCAUCUUCAUGGGCAUUUUUGUCAUUUACAAUCUUUAUGCUUAUUGGGAGUGUAAACGUAUAGGUAUAUCGCUUCGUAUGUGGUGGAAUUUACAAAGAAUGGAGAGAGUGAAUACUAUGACUGGGAGGUUAUUUGCAUUUGUAAGUGUGAUGUUAAAGCUCAUCGGUUUAUCAAACACGGUUUUUGAAGUAACACAAAAGGAACACGUGUCGAAUGAUGAUGAUAAUGAUAAUGUAAGUGUUGGUAGGUUUACUUAUGACAACUCACCCAUGAUCAUGCCAGGUGUCGUCAUUUUGCUGAUCAACAUAAUGGCAUUGGUCAACGGUAUGUUAAGAUUGUAUAAGGUUGACUAUAGUGAAAACUGGAUGGGGGUAUCAAAAUUGGGGUUAGGAGAGAUGUUUUGUAGCGUUUGGGUGUUACUAUGCUUUUGGGAAUACUUGAAAGGGUUGUUUCGGAAUGGGAAAUAUGGGAUUCCCUCGUCCACGAUUUGGAAAUCGGGAGCUUUAGCUUUGUUGUUUGUGCAGAUAUGUAGAAGAUAAUCUCAAUGGUUUUAGAUUAUUUUAUAUGUGAUUUAUGUCUAGUGUAUAAUUUGAGUACAACAAUAUUGUUCAAGAACCGAUUUUAGACCAAAUUGUAACCUUGUUACUAUAGUAGAAAGAUUUUAGAAAUGUAUUUGAAAGCUUGGAUGA
Molecule: messenger RNA, 2663 nt
Organism: Helianthus annuus (common sunflower)
Lineage: Eukaryota; Viridiplantae; Streptophyta; Magnoliopsida; Asterales; Asteraceae
Product: cellulose synthase-like protein H1
Exons: 8
Coding region: 246-2513 (755 amino acids)
Biological process (GO): cellulose biosynthetic process; plant-type primary cell wall biogenesis
Cellular component (GO): plasma membrane; trans-Golgi network
Molecular function (GO): cellulose synthase (UDP-forming) activity; mannan synthase activity
Source: RefSeq, a predicted model, not a curated record